GUCAUAGCGGAAGUGUUGGUUGUCUUCACCCGGGAAGGCUUGACGUCAGUUGUCCGAGAGCAGUGAGCGCACACGUCGCUCUCUCCACUACAUCGCACCACUGCGGUAGGAGCGGGGAAGGCAGCAGCAGCAGCAACAGCAACAGCAACAGCAGAGGGGGGACCCGGCAGGCACAGUCCACUUGUUCCUGAACGAAAAAAAAAGAAUGAAAUAAAUAAAUAAAUCCAGGUGGCGACUGUGUCUGCUGACUUUAUCACAGAGGAGGACUUUACCUGAGAGGACAUAUACAGCUGCCCGGGCAAGCCUGCACAGCCCAGCGAGAGCGUACGGAGGGAGAACUUUUGGCUAUUGCUCCUUGAUUUUACCACAUCUCCAUAGUAAUAACCUUGGAAGUCAGAGCUGUUUAUUCCGAGAGAGAGAGAGUGAGUGAGAGAGAAAGGAUGGGACCGCUACUCCUUUCUAUCGCCCUGUGUUUGAGCGCCGCUGUCCCGCAGCAUGUGAAAGCGGCAGAUGGUGAGGAACCAACUUCAGCAGGACCGUGCCAUCCAAACCCUUGCCACAACAGAGGGACAUGCGAGAUCAGUGAGACCUACCGGGGCGACACCUUCAUUGGUUACGUCUGCAAGUGUCCACCAGGCUUCAGUGGAGUUCACUGCCAACACAAUAUUAAUGAAUGCGAAAGGGACCCAUGCAAGAAUGGGGGCAUUUGCACAGAUCUGGUUGCCAACUACUCCUGCGAAUGCCCGGGGGAGUACAUGGGGAGGAACUGUCAAUACAAAUGCUCUGGACCAUUGGGCAUGGAGGGCGGCAUAAUCUCCAACCAACAGAUAACAGCCUCUUCCACCCACCGUGCUCUGUUCGGCUUGCAGAAGUGGUACCCGUACUUUGCACGCCUCAACAAGAAGGGUCUGGUCAAUGCUUGGACCGCUGCCGAAAAUGACAGAUGGCCGUGGAUACAGAUUAACCUGCAGAGGAGAAUGAGGGUCACAGGCCUAAUUACCCAGGGUGCAAAGCGUAUUGGCAGCCCAGAGUACGUCAAGUCUUACAAAGUAGCCUACAGUGAUGACGGGAAGACCUGGAGGACAUACAAAGUCAAGAGCAAAGAUGAGGAUAUGAUUUUCAGAGGAAAUGUCGAUAACAACGCUCCAUCAGCCAACUCCUUCACCCCUCCCAUUGAAGCCCAGUAUGUGCGCAUUUAUCCCCAAGUCUGCAGGAGGCACUGUACCUUACGCAUGGAGCUGCUUGGAUGUGAGCUAACAGGCUGCUCUGAACCACUAGGAAUGAAGUCAGGUCAUGUCCAGGACUAUCAGGUAACAGCUUCCAGCAUCUUCAGGACACUCAACAUGGACAUGUUCACUUGGGAGCCAGGAAAGGCCCGUUUGGACAAGCAGGGCAAGGUCAAUGCUUGGACAGCUGGACACAGUGACCAGUCACAGUGGCUACAGGUCGACUUGCUUGUGCCAACCAAGAUCACGGGUAUCAUCACUCAGGGAGCUAAAGACUUUGGCCAUGUCCAAUUUGUUGGCUCAUACAAACUGGCGUACAGUAAUGACGGAGAGCGGUGGAAUGUAUAUCAAGAUGAGAAACAGGAGAAGGACAAGGUCUUCCAAGGGAACUUUGACAACGACACACACAGAAAGAACGUGAUAGAUCCACCCAUCUACGCUCGGCUCAUCCGGAUCCUUCCCUGGUCAUGGUAUGGCAGGAUCACUUUGCGUGCAGAAAUACUUGGAUGCACAGAGGAAGAGUGAAGCCCUUUCCUCCAUCUUUCUGCCAUCCCCCCCCGUUCCUUGGCAUACUGGAGUAUCUCACCCAGUAUUUCAAAAAUAAACUGUGCAACCUGUAAAAAGAAAUUGAUUUCCAAUGGAUUUUUCAAGAAUAAGUGUUCGGUUUUGGUGGGUUGCUGUUUGUUCUUUUGUACAAUGAUUUAAACCUGCCCCUGUUCCACUUUUGUCUUUUCUUUUACUCUUUAAAGCGUGAUACGUGUCUUUUUAUUCUCCUCAAGAUUUACCAUCCUGUUUGGAAUGAACUUCUGUAAUAUAUAUGGGAAA
Molecule: messenger RNA, 2051 nt
Organism: Thunnus maccoyii (southern bluefin tuna)
Lineage: Eukaryota; Metazoa; Chordata; Actinopteri; Scombriformes; Scombridae
Product: EGF-like repeat and discoidin I-like domain-containing protein 3
Exons: 10
Coding region: 441-1751 (436 amino acids)
Molecular function (GO): calcium ion binding
Source: RefSeq, a predicted model, not a curated record